AUGCCGUCUCUCCUUAGCGACGCAGACAAAGAGACCGUUAAACGAACUGUCCCGAAAGCCUCGAACAAGAUCCAGGCCGUUGCGGUGGCCAGGUUAUACGUGGCGUAUCCCGACAGGUCGAGAUGGACGUACACGGGCUUGCAGGGAGCAGCGGUCCUCUCGAACGACACGGUGGGAAAUACUUUCUGGAUUAAGCUGGUGGACAUAUCGACCUCCAACAGAGGCGUCAUAUGGGACCAGGAGAUUUACGACACAUUCGCCUAUAACCAAGAUCGAACCUUCUUCCACUCCUUCGAGCUUGAAGAAUGCCUUGCCGGCCUGUCGUUCGUGGACGAGAAGGAAGCGAAGAAAUUCAAGCAGAAGAUGGAUGAUCGGGAGAAGAAUGCCACCAAGGCGACCAAGGCACAACCUUUUGGUUCGAAUGCUGCUGGUGGAGCAAUUCCACGAAUGAACGGAAGCAAGACUCACAGUCGACUGGGUGGAUUUGGGAGUCUUCUUCACCCUCACAGAAACUCCUCGGCUCCCACUGUAACGCAAGCCCAGUCUGCUGUAUCGCCGAGCGAACCUGUCUAUGAUGGCCCCAGUAGCCGUCGAAAUAGCUCCGGCAUUGACCUUUCGGACCCUACCUGGAAAGGGAUGCUUGAUGAACUAUUGGAGAUGGGCAUCACGAGGGACCAAAUUGAGCAGAACGCGGACUUCAUCAAAGCAUACGUGGCGCAAAAACAGGCGACGGAAGGCAUAGAUAGUACUCCAGAUACUGUGCAGGCGAGAAGCCAGGUUGCACCACCUCCUCCACCUCCUCCGCCGCCACCUGCUGGACCACCCAAGCUGAGUCCUCAGAAUACCGGUGCUGCAUCUUCCAAUCGAAGAGGGCCACCUCCAGCACCUCCGCCGUCGCGCAGACCAGUAGGAGGCCGGCAACCAUCGCCGCCAACACCACAUAGAGACGACUCUCCGCCACCCCCUCCCUCCCCUCCCUUAAUAUCGCAACUCAGGUUCUCCGCGCUCCACCUCCGCUAG
Endocarpon pusillum Z07020 is the source of this 1020-nucleotide messenger RNA. RefSeq lists its product as uncharacterized. Lineage: Eukaryota; Fungi; Ascomycota; Eurotiomycetes; Verrucariales; Verrucariaceae. The coding region runs from base 1 to 1020 and encodes 339 amino acids. The record is from RefSeq and is a predicted model, not a curated record. The transcript has 2 exons.